GGAAGAGGGGAAAAAAAAUAAUUUGCUCUGUGCGAUUUCUAAUCCUGGUCAUCGUCGGAUCGUCCUGAGCUACAUUAAGGUGACCGACUGGCUGACUCCACCUUCCCACUCGCGUUGGCCCUUGAACCUCUCUCACGUGACCACGCCCCUUAUUCCUUCACAUCCAAUCCCAACAUGGAGCCCAUUAAGGUCCAAUCAGAGGGUGGACUGAAUGUGACCCUCACCAUCCGGCUGCUGAUGCACGGAAAGGAGGUUGGAAGCAUCAUAGGAAAGAAAGGAGAAACGGUGAAGAAAAUGCGUGAAGACAGCGGAGCCCGCAUCAACAUCUCAGAGGGAAACUGCCCUGAGCGGAUAGUCACCAUCACCGGGCCCACAGACGCCAUCUUCAAGGCCUUUGCCAUGAUCGCCUACAAGUUUGAGGAGGAUAUAAUCAAUUCCAUGAGCAACAGUCCAGCCACCAGUAAACCACCAGUAACCCUGAGGCUCGUGGUCCCAGCCAGCCAGUGCGGCUCCCUCAUCGGGAAGGGAGGCUCCAAAAUCAAAGAAAUGAGAGAGUCCACAGGGGCUCAGGUGCAGGUUGCAGGGGACAUGCUCCCCAACUCCACCGAGAGGGCGGUGACCAUCUCCGGGGCCCCCGAGGCCAUCAUCCAGUGUGUCAAACAGAUCUGUGUGGUGAUGCUGGAGUCCCCACCGAAAGGUGCCACCAUCCCCUACCGCCCCAAGCCUGCCUCCACCCCUGUCAUUUUUUCAGGUGGCCAGGUAAGAGCAGACCCGCUGGGGGCGUCCACAGCCAACCUCAGCCUCUUACUGCAGCACCAGCCACUGCCUGCUUAUACCAUUCAAGGACAGUACGCCAUCCCUCAUCCUGACUUGAGCAAGCUCCACCAGUUGGCUAUGCAGCAAACCCCCUUUAACCCCCUCGGACAGACCACCCCUGCCUUCCCCGCAGCAGGUAUGGAUGCCAGUAACCAGGCCAGUACUCAUGAACUCACCAUUCCCAAUGAUCUAAUAGGCUGCAUAAUCGGACGCCAGGGAACCAAAAUCAACGAGAUCCGUCAGAUGUCUGGGGCGCAGAUCAAAAUUGCUAAUGCCAUGGAGGGGUCAUCGGAGCGCCAGAUCACCAUCACAGGGUCCCCCGCCAACAUCAGCCUGGCCCAGUACCUCAUCAACGCAAGGUUCAGAGACGUGGCGGCCAUGUGGAACGACCCAUCUUCCAUGACCACAUCCUGAGACCCCUGACUGGCUCCUCCGUUUGGCCCCUUCCAACGACUGACCACCGCAGACAACCCUGAUGCUGCCCUCCGGACUCUGGCUCUGGCUCCCCGAAAAAAAAGACCCGACCACCUUCCCCGCCCUGGUUCAAAGCUGUUUAUACAUCGGGGAGGGUUCGGUGCUCACUUAUAUUUCAGAGAGCCACAUAUUAAAUCAUAAAAAAACUAAAAAAAGAAUUACAAAAAAGGAAAUCUCUGUUGAUUAGUAUUUUGUUUUAUUUUUUAGAGAACUGUUGAAGCAUGUUGAAUGUUUAUUAGGAACAACUUGUGUUCAUCUUUCUUUUUCUAUCUAUUGCUUUACUUCUUUCUCUCUGUCAGUGCUGCGUCAUAGAACAUUUUAAAGUAUCAGACGUGCUCGUAAAAAGAUUGAACUUUUUUUUGUAGAAACGUAGAUAUUUGCAUAUUACAGCUGCUCAGUGAUGCUAUCGGCAGAGUGUGUGGUGGGAUGUAGCCAAAUUAUCAAAUUCUGAUAAUAUAUUUUGGAAAAAAAGCAACAAUUGGAUUUAUCUGCGUUUGUCCUAAUUUGCAUCUUUGUCUACUCACGAUUCCAAUCUCUACCCAUGACUCUUUGCUGCAUCACAUGACCCUUUUAAGCCAAUGGUAUCACUCCUAGAGCCUCCCUUCUCGUGUUCAUCUCCUAUAUUUACAUUAUUGCUUAUAUUGCAUGUGUUCAGUGUCGUAUCAUUGUGUAUUUGAGGAAGCCUGUUCAGUGUACACGUUCCUUCAGACGUUAUUAUUAUAUCUUUGUGCUCCCGUUCUUUUCCCCGAACUUUUUCAGCUUUUCUGUCCACUCACGUCGAGUCCUACUUUCUGCCCAGACGAGAAACUUUCCGCCAUAGCCUCCUUCUAUCAACACCGAUUAUUAGUGUAUAGAUGCAUGAAUGGGAAUUAGUGACUAAUCAGUGGCGUAAACACUGACUGAAAAUUUAAAAUGAUUGUUUACUAACGUAUAAUAAUACUGUAUUUGUUUUGUACAAGGACUCUUGUGACUUAGCACAUUAGUCGACUACGCGGCGCUCAUGCAAUAGACUAUUCAACACUUUACUCUGGACUGCCUCUGAUGUGGGAGGAACUAGUUGGACCUAAAAACCAAGUGUUGCGUCCAAACCUUUUCAGCUUCCUUCCCUUGUGCCGGCAGCUGUUCUCUAGGUUGCCUCAGGAUCUGGGUCCUCGUGGAAGCUUUGGAGGGAAAAGCCAAAAACAAGGGAGCGAAGCCGAAUCUCACGGCGAAGCAGCCCGAGCGUUUGGACGAAGCCGAGUGGUAUUUUUUGGGCCAAAGGAAUGUUCAGGGGUUCAUUGGGGGGGAACCCACAGGGUCUGGGCGGACGUGACCACUCAGUCUCUUUUUCACGAUUGUUCAUCUUGUCAUGUUCUUUUCGUUGUCAUGCGGUUGAUUUGACGCUUUACGUUUGAAUGUCUUUUUAUUGUUGCAACUGUGUCAGCAGCUUAAUUGUUUUUCUUUAAAAAAAGGACAGGUUGGAUGACAAUUUCCUGCUUCACUGGGUCUCAGUAGAACCAGCAUGUAUUUAUUUAUGGUGUGGUGAUGCACAUUUGACUUUUUGUUGAUCAUGAAACUUAAGCUAAGUUAGUUUUGUCGUAGUGUGGUUCAUUUGAGAGGGAGGGGGGGGGGUGGAGUUCUACUCAUGACAAUGCUCUAAAUAAUAUUGGACGGCUUGACUCAUCUCAUUCACGAGCUUCAGCUGAGCUCAAUUCAGCGUUGACGCGUACAAACAGCUGUUGAAUGUUAUUGUCGAAUCACAUUAUCUACUGUCCCACAAUGCAACAUUCUUUCUUCACACACAACACUUCUUUUGUUUUAGUUCCAGGAGCCGACACUGAGCCUGAAGGAGAACUUUGACAUUUUGGGAGAUUCAGAUUUGGAUAGAGCUCUGACUUGACUUCGCAUUAAAAAAACUGGAAUCGAAAUUUGUCCAAAAUGUCUAAUUUGUCUUUUACGGCGCUGAUGGCACAAACGUGAUCAUGUAAAUGGACCAAAUGCUGUAUCAGUAUACUGAACGGUGCAUAGUCAGCGAUUAUUCUGCAAUAAUUCUUACAUUUCGAUGUGAACUCAAAUAGUAGUGCUAGCAUUCAUCAUAUUAUGGAUUUGUGUUUCUUUUUAUGUUUGACUCGUCAUAGCUUGUACUUCGAUGGGAAUGUUAGUCGAAUCCAAAAUCUUAAAAUUUGGGUUUUUUCUGGCAAACUUUUUAGCUUUGAAACCGUUAGCUGGAACCUGAGAGAUAGAAGUAAAGAA
Molecule: messenger RNA, 3522 nt
Organism: Platichthys flesus (European flounder)
Lineage: Eukaryota; Metazoa; Chordata; Actinopteri; Pleuronectiformes; Pleuronectidae
Product: poly(rC)-binding protein 3-like
Exons: 13
Coding region: 175-1230 (351 amino acids)
Biological process (GO): regulation of RNA metabolic process; regulation of gene expression
Cellular component (GO): nucleus; cytoplasm
Molecular function (GO): mRNA binding
Source: RefSeq, a predicted model, not a curated record